AUCACCCCUUAUUGAAUGUAAAAACAAAGUGCAGGCAGUGCAAAGCCUGCACAUAAAAAGUAUAUUUGUUUACCAAAAGUGAUCCAUUCAGUCCAGCAACGAUGCAGGAACACAUGGGCCGCAGGGAGAUCUCCGAGGAGCCACCGAUGAGCCGGUUGUUCGUGAUAUGUGGCCGGCAAAUCACGAAGGAACAGCUCAUGCAUCACUUCCAGGACGACGGCCAAAUUGAAGAGUGUGUUGUGAUUGUGGACAAGAAGACUGGCCAGGGCAAGGGUGUAGCGUAUGUUAAGUUUACGAAGACUUCCUCCGCGGCUAGGGGUCUUCGUAAGAAUGGAACCUACAUCGAAAACGAGACCCGCCCCAUCAAGGUGAUGAUAUCGGCCAGCUACCAAAAGAAGAAAGAAGACGGUGCACCGGAGGAGGUGAACGAAUACAAAUUCCGUCGUCUUUUUGCGGUGGUACCCAGUUCGAAAGAUGAGGAUUCUAUCAAGAAGGAAUUCUGUCGAUUCGGUUCCGUGACUCAGGUGCGGUUAGUUCCGGACAAAAAGAACCAAAGCCAAUGUGCGGCGUACAUUACGUUCACUUCGUUCCUGGAGACUGCGUUGGCCAUCGAGGGAUGUGACCCGAACUACAGGGCCAAGUUCUGUCUGCCUCGGGAAACCCUGAAUAAGGAAAAGGAAACCACUGGUGGAAAAUUUGAAUCGAGCAACGGCUCUAGCCGCAAGAGGACACAUUCUCCAGAAACUGGUCGCUCGGGAGUUGAUGUCAAACUGGUGGUGAUUUGCAGCAACAGUCUAAACCAGGACCGCUUGUGGAGAAUUUUUGAUAUUGCACCAGGCAUGAAGUACUGCAACAUAGUUACGCAAAAUGAUAUCAACAUAACUGCUUCCGUCGUCUACUCGAGCAAAGACGAAGCCCAGCGUGCCGUGGAUAAAAUCCAUGGACUCGAAUACCCAAUCGGAGAGCGAAUUAUCGUCCGAUACGAAAACGAAUUCCGAGAUGAAAUCAGUACCAAUGACGUCCUUUCCCAGCUCGGUCCUCCGAAGCCGAUUCUGAACGCACAGACGACUCAGUGCGCCAAGAAAGCGUUCUUCAUCUGCAUGCCCGAGGCCGUUUCGGUGAAACUGCUGCAGGAUGCCUUCUGUCGGUUUGGCGAUCUGAUCAAUGUAUAUUUGAUCCCCGGAAAGCGACAUGGGUAUGCAGCAUUUGCCAGCGAAGUUGCUGCCGAUCGGGCCAUCCAGCAACUGCACGGAAUUCAGCUGGGUGACUGUCGAUUGAAGGUUCUGGAAUGCAUGGAGCAGAACGAGACCAAAAAACGAAGGCCAAUGGAUGUCUAACCUCUAGAGGACUGUUCGGGUAAGAUUCGCUCUGUGAGCGACUGUUUGCUUUCCUGGGUAGAUGUGUUUUUACUUUCGUUUCAGGGUGGAUCCGAAGCAGGUGAAUCGACGGAGGAAUUCUUUUUCUCUUGUUCUGUAUUUUCUUUAUUUCAGCUGCUUCCAAAAUUUGCACCUUUCUAACAAGCAAUCCCAUUUCUGAUCUCUUGUCAUUUGCAGAAUAUUAACUUGAGAACGAUUGAAAAGGGAACGUACAUCGGAAGAGAAUUUUGAAACAUAUUUCAAGAAUAAUUUAGAUUUUGAACAGCAGGACACGCUAACUGGGAAAAUUGGUUCCUGUGAAAACUUAUCGUUUGGUAAAUCACUCAUUCAUACACUUCCUAUUUUACUUGAUAACUGAAAGUUAGAGAAACGAAGCAACAAACUACUACUAGUACUACAAAGGUGGUCAAUUCCACAACGGAAUGGAAAGCAUAACACUUCUAAUAAGAAUUCAGAUCGUAACUGGAAAUGAAACUUUACAAUCGAGAAUAAUGAAUCCUGAAGAAGAUUUUCGAAACCUAAGUUUUAACAUAAUCUUUACUAUUCCAUACACCAAUGGAUUUGAAUAAUUCAUAGCAACCUACUAUUUCGUACGUGAUCGUAGUGAAUGAAGAAUGCAUACUCAAGAAUUGAAACAAAUAAACUGAGAUAGAUG
Messenger RNA from Ochlerotatus camptorhynchus, 2031 nucleotides. Its product is annotated as RNA-binding protein 45-like. The record is from RefSeq and is a predicted model, not a curated record. Lineage: Eukaryota; Metazoa; Arthropoda; Insecta; Diptera; Culicidae. The transcript has 3 exons. Bases 102 to 1337 code for a protein of 411 amino acids. Gene Ontology annotation, molecular function: RNA binding.